GAAACCGCUGGGAAUAAUGCUAUAAAAAGGAAUUUCUCUUAUCAGAGGACACAUAUCUUUCUACAAGGGUUCACCAGUGUCUGCUGAGCGCACAUAAAAAUGAAGACUUGGAUUUCAAUUGGUCUGUUGACAUUAGUCACUCUCCUUCAGAAUGGAGAAUGCACAAUAAACUCAUGGACAACACCAUCGAUUGCAACGGGAGAUGGAGGCAGUGGAACUCUUACAAGUACAGUUGAUAAUGGUGCAACAACCGGAAGCACACUUGGUAUAACCAUAGUCGCUACUUCGAGUGGUACUGUAAAUGCCUACACAUUGACAUCACAAACACCUACCGACGUUACUUUUGCCAUUGACAAUUCAGGUGUUCUCACAAUCGGGUCAGGCACUGUGGCUUACGCUACUACGUCUGUGUAUACAUUAGUCAUUACUGCUGGAGAUGAUGCAAGUGCGACGGGCAGUGCUUCUGUGACACUUUCGAUUAAUGAUCUACCAGCCUUUGCAGCCACACAAUACGGCUAUACCAUCGCAGAUGCAGCAGCUGCAGGCACAACUUUGGCAACACAUACGGCAACAGAUGUAGUGAACAGUGGCUCGUUAACAUAUUCUUUCUCAAGUGGAAAUACAAACACGGAUUUUGCAGUGAGCUCAUCAGGAGUUAUAACCACCGCAAACGCAAUGGCUGCUUCCACACUGGGGGGAUAUAGUCUUGUGCUAGAGGCUGCAGACGCUACCCUGACAGGAACUACGACGGUUUGGGUUGUUGUGACGUCAUGCUCAAGCGGAGCUGCAGGGAUCUUAGCUGGCGUCAUGACUUUGUUGAUGGCUAUGACGGCGACUUUGUAUUAGCUAAUUUAGUGACAACGAAAUAUUUCCGUUCCUUCAUCGAUAGCGUAUUUACAUCGGGAAAGACGAUUGAUCAUAUAAGACUGACUGUAUAAUUCUAAGACAUAAUGCGUCAACAUAAAUUCACGUUACAUUUUUAAACCUCUAUAUCGAGUUAAUCGUUGUCAUUGCUAAAUGUUAUUUUAUCUAUUGUUGCAUGAUACCAACUGCACAAACAGUCUUUGAAGUUGAUGAAAAGUGUAUGAAGUCGAGCGGGAAAUGAAUUGUCACUUUUGAUAGAUUUUAUUGAAGACAUUUGUGUGUUUGUUUGUUUUAUUAAUCAAAUGCUAGAAUGAUAUCAAGGCACUCGAUAUCUGCGCAUCUAUACCGAUAUGAUGUCUAUCAAUAGUUAUAAAAUAUCUAAAUGUUUUAAAUAACAGUCGUAAAGAGAACAAAAAGUAGGGUUGAAUUAUAUUCCUUAACCAUUCUCAUUCUUAUUGUUUGAAUAAAUAAAUUUACUUUAAGGCUAGUGCGACAGUAUGUGAUGGCAAUAGAAAAUUCGUUGUAACUAACUUUCUUCAAAAGAUAACAAUUUAUCAUUUUAAUGUCAUAGAGUGAAAAGCAAAAUCAGUCCCGAGUGCCUUGAAAUCAUUUAUUCUGAUCAAUUCAUGAAAUGAAUUAAAUUCAUUGAAAUAUUGAUCAGUUCUUACUCUGUCGUCACUUACUUAAACAUAUACACUUACUUAGAUGUAGUUAUCCUGAUGUAUCUUACGAUUUAUUUAGCUUUCAUGUCCUUAUUAAAAACUUUUACACAGCCGAAUAAUGAGCGUAAAUGCUAACAAUGAAAACUUAUUUCAUAACUAUUUAUAUAAAUCGCGGGUCAGUAUUUUGUCCUAUAGGACCGGUCUAUAUUCAACACAUGUUUACUGGAAAUUAAACUGAAAAUUAAUUUGUGAUGCCAUUAUUGAAUGGCUUGAAACUAUUGACCAUCUCGGUCAUUUAGAUCUCGGACAAUAGUUUUGACUAUCGACCGGCAAGCCAUCUGGUAAGUCCAAAAUACUUAUCUAUAGAAUAGGCAAGUUUUAGUUCUAGAAAGAAACUAACGCGGUAUUGAGUUUGUGAAGACACGACUUAAUUUCUGAUCAAAAUUAGUUCGUCACGCAAUAAAAAAUUACAAGCUAGUAAGAUUUAGCUAUAUUUGUAAAAAUUGUGACAUAAGGUUUGCAGUAAGUGAUACUUACUUACCAUCUUGAAAAUGUUUUCUCUUAUUAUCAACCUCUCUCUUUGCUUUUUGGCAGUGUUCUCAAUAAAAUUAUAAACUAUC
This is a messenger RNA of Mercenaria mercenaria, 2146 nucleotides long. Its product is annotated as cadherin EGF LAG seven-pass G-type receptor 2-like. Gene Ontology annotation, cellular component: membrane; cell-cell junction. Bases 100 to 846 code for a protein of 248 amino acids. The transcript is spliced from 5 exons. Gene Ontology annotation, molecular function: calcium ion binding. Gene Ontology annotation, biological process: homophilic cell-cell adhesion. NCBI's taxonomy places the organism in Eukaryota, Metazoa, Mollusca, Bivalvia, Venerida, Veneridae. The record is from RefSeq and is a predicted model, not a curated record.